GCGAGCGGUUGUGGAAAGACAACUCUAUUAAGAUGUGUAUUGGGAAGACUGCAACCGAAGAGUGGAUCCAUUCAUCUAUUUGGAGAAACGCCGGGAACCGCUAUGAGUCGAGUGCCCGGACCUGGCGUUGGAUAUAUGCCUCAAGAGUUGGCCCUUUACGACGACUUCAGUAUCGAAGAAACUCUCGUAUAUUUUGGCCGAUUAUUUGGUAUCAAAUCCAAAAUUAUAGACUCAAGGAUUGAAUUCAUGAUAAAUUUGCUUCAAUUACCAAACCGUAAGAAAUUAAUCUCACAAUUAAGUGGAGGUCAGAAGAGACGCGUUUCGUUGUCGACCGCACUUUUACACAAUCCUCCACUUCUAAUACUUGAUGAGCCAACAGUAGGCGUGGAUCUAAUUCUUCGAGAGGCUAUUUGGAAGCAUUUGGAGAAUCUUUGCAGAACUGGUUUGACUGUAAUUCUGACCACACAUUACAUAGAAGAGGCCAGAAGUGCAUCGAAUGUAGGAUUUAUGCGCUCCGGAAGAAUAUUAGCCGAAGACUCACCCCUUCAGCUCUUGAGAAGACAUCAAUUAAUGACUUUAGAAGAAGUGUUCCUUAAAUUAUCGCAAUUAGAAGACGACAUGAAAGUGAAUAAUAAACUGACGUUUAAUAGAAAGUCAAUCACUAAUGAAAUAUUGGACACAAAUAUCAUCAGUAGUUCUGAAGACCAGACAUCAGAAAAGAUAUCAUUGAAAGUCAUUAAAUCCGACAAUUCUUCAAAUAAUUCGCAAGAAUUUGAUCGCAAUUCUGGCGAAGGCUUUGUAAACAAUGGCUUCAUUGCGGACUCGACUCUUGCCGACGAACACAUGGGAACAGUUGUGUCCAAAGAGUACAAUCUAUCCAAUGGUGUCAUUCAAAUCAAACAACAGAGUAUCGCAAAUGAGACCAAAUUCCGCAAUCGUUUGUCCGCUCUUACGCUCAAAAACUAUAGGCAAAUGUCGCGAAACGUAUUGCUGUUGUCGUUCUUCGUGUUGUUGCCAUCGAUUGAAAUCUGUUUACUAAUCAUGAGUAUCGGACAAGACAUCAAAAACAUUCCCGUCUCUGUCUAUAACCCGGAAAAGUUGGAAACUUCUCAGUCGUUAAGCGAAUUAUUCUUGAGUUCAAUCGACGAAAAGCACAUCACUUUAGUUCGCUAUAAGACAUUGGAUUCGGCCGUAUAUGCCGUCAAAGAGAACGACGUUUGGGCUGUCAUUCACUUUCAGCCAAACUUUACGGAAGCGCUGAGAAUGCGAUCACUUUUGUCCACCGACUCCGACGCCGAUAUCAUAAACUCGAGUUCAAUACGGCUUCAGUUGGAUAUGUCUAACCAAGUGAUUGGCUUUCAAAUACAGAGACAUAUCUUCGAGGCGUUCCUCAAGUUUGUCUCAGAAUUGGCCCAAACCUAUGGCAUCAAUCCGGAUGCACUCAAACCGCCAAUCAUUAUAGACCCGCCGAUAUAUGGUGUGCCGAAACAGUCACUUAUCUCGUUCAUAGCUCCCGGGGCUCUAAUAAUGGUCGCCUAUUUCGCCACAACUGUUAUGACAUGUCAUCUGUUGAUUAAAGAGAGAAGCGAU
Molecule: messenger RNA, 1590 nt
Organism: Medioppia subpectinata
Lineage: Eukaryota; Metazoa; Arthropoda; Arachnida; Sarcoptiformes; Oppiidae
Source: the annotation of a GenBank genome assembly